This is a messenger RNA of Brassica rapa (field mustard), 1636 nucleotides long. RefSeq lists its product as uncharacterized. The record is from RefSeq and is a predicted model, not a curated record. Lineage: Eukaryota; Viridiplantae; Streptophyta; Magnoliopsida; Brassicales; Brassicaceae. Gene Ontology annotation, molecular function: phosphatidylinositol binding; metal ion binding.
AGCGUGGGUUAUCUUGUUGAAUCGGAGAAUCGAUAGAUAGGGUUACGUGAGUUACUUGUAUCGAGAUCAAAGCACAGGUUUAUAUUCUCUCUAUUGAUCCGUUGAUUUUGGUUGUUUAAUUGAAAUCAAAGGUAGCUAGGGUUCUUGAGAUUUUGUAUUUUUGCAGAAUUUGGAUUUGUGCAUAUGGCUAGUCUUAAUGGAAAGAUGAAAUUCAAGUAUGAAGAUGAUGAUGAUGGAUAUGGAGAUCCUUCGUGUGUCGAGUCAAAAAUAGAGCCUAAUUAUCCCAUCAUGGACGACUCAGAAGAAGAUUACGUGGAUGAAGGAUUCGAUUCAGCUGAACCAAAUCAAGGAAACGUAGAUGUUAACUUGAAGAACGUGUUGAGUGGGUUGAUAGCAAUCGUCACCGGGAGCAACAAACAACCACCUUCUUCCUCUUCUUCCAACCAGAACGUCUCCUUCCUUGGCUCCUCCGUUUACAUACCAAGUGCCCCGCCUCUUCUUGAACCCAACUACAGUGUUUACAAGGACUUGCUCGAAGCUGAACCUCCUCACUGGCUCCCCGACAGUUCCACCACUACCUGCAUGCACUGCUCCUCUCCCUUCACCGCCAUCACUUGCGGCAGGCAUCACUGUCGCUUCUGCGGAGGGAUAUUCUGUAGGAACUGCUCCAGAGGAAGGUGCUUGAUGCCCACCAGGUUCCGUCAAAGGAACCCCCAGAGAGUCUGUGAUUCCUGCUACGAGAGGCUUGAUCCUUUGCAAGGUGUCCUCAUUAACUCUAUUAGUAAUGCUGUUCAGGUUGCAAAGCAUGAUGUUGUUGAUUGGACCUGUGCAAGAGGCUGGUUGAAUCUCCCCAUUGGUCUUUCCAUGGAAGAUGAGAUCUACAAGGCUUCUAAUACCUUGAGAGGCUACUCCCAGGUUGCUAGAUCUGACCCUGAGAAAUCCAUCCCUCUUGCCCUUCUUCGUCGAGCUCACGGUUUGGCCAUCCUCACUGUCGCUAAAGCUGGGGCCUUUCUCUCCUACAAUCUCGGCACUGGUCUGGUUAUCUCUCGGAGAUCAGACGGGUCAUGGUCUGCUCCAUCUGCCCUACUCUCGCUAGGUCUAGGAUGGGGUGCUCUGGUUGGGGGUGAGUUGAUGGACUUCAUUAUAGUGCUGCAUGACUUGAAAGCUGUCAAGACCUUCUGCAGCAGAAUGCACUUCUCUCUAGGCGCAGGGUGCAGUGCAGCUGCAGGACCUCUAGGGAGAGUCUUGGAGGCUGACCUCCGCGCUGGUGAUAGAGGCUCUGGCCUCUGCUAUACUUACAGCCGUUGCAAAGGGGCUUUUGUGGGAGUAUCCCUUGAAGGCAAUGUGGUGACGACGAGAAGGGACACAAAUGUUAACUUCUAUGGCGAUCCAUACCUAAGCACAUCUGACAUUCUACUUGGGAUGGUGGAUCAACCCAAAGCGGCUCAACCAUUGUACACUGCGCUCAAUGACCUCUACGCAGGUCUACGUCAGUAAUCUCCAUUCGCAUUAUAAACAACUCGUGUGAUGAUAUAUCUUUUAAUUGUACAUGUACGUAGAUAGCAAUUGUUUCUUUCUACAACUUAUGAAACUUUUAGCAAUUGGUUAAUUUAAUUAUGGAUUCUUUACCGUCUUU